AGGAGUAAAGGAGAGAAAGACCGAGAGGAGCAGAGGGGAGAGGAAGAGGGGGAGUGGAUCUGACUGAGGAACAGGUGAGAGGAGUUGAGAUUACAGGAGAUGGGUGGAGAAUAAUCGAAUAAAAGAGGUGGAAAGGGGGAGGAGUGGAGAGAGACGAGAGAGAGGUGGAGAGGAGAGAGAAUGGAGGAGAAAAGAGGAGAGAGGGUGUUGAGAGUGUUGUGUUCACACCCGACUCACCCAACGGAAGAGAAGAGAGCAGGAGACAGAUGACCAGAGACAAGGCAAUCCCACUGAGACGGUUGACUUAACACACCCACCAACACACACACAUGCCACACACACAUACCACAUAUACACCACACACACACACACACACCACACAUACACCUAAAGAGAGCAACUCAGCCACAUGCACAAAGACUUGUAAAUCUGUUCAGACACAUGUACAAGCAAACACACAGACAAACACACACAGACUUUCACUUUUCUCAGAGAACACUGUUUGCCAGGUCCAGAUGAAGAGGAUUGUGUUCAGGAGGACGAGAGGCGACCAGGAAACACACACUGGACUUGGACCUGCAAUCUCCCACCAACAGGCGUGUAACAAACACACACACACACACACACACACACACACACACACACACACACAAACACACACACACACACACACACACACCGUCAGAGCAAGACCAGGAGGACAGAAGCUGGACUGCACUCUACAUUCUGCUGUGACAAGAGAUAGACACGCGCUCUCUUCACACAGCCAAGGACCUCUGCUUGGAGCCACUAAACAACCUGUCACUUGGAGUAACACACUGUCUCUCAUCUGAUCUGAGCCAGAACGGAACCAAGCACCUGGAACCUAGAACACUGACUGUGUCCAGCACAUGCUUUGGGCUUUGACCACCUUCAUCCAGGAGGAUUGCACACAGACAGAGACCCGGAUCUAGCCUCUGACCUCUCACCUGCAGCCUGUGGCUGGCGGUGUGACGGCUUGUCUACUGUGGAGCAGCACCUACUCUAUUUCUCUGUUCUCUCUGGUCUCGCUCCUCACAUGGUCUCGUUCUUUGGCCUCACUGUCUAGUUUAUUAUAUUUGUCUCUCUCUUCUGUCUUUUAAGACUUCUUUGGUUACUCUCUCCAUCUUCUUGUUCUCUCCCGUGUCUCUCCCUAGCCACUAUCUCUCUCCUCCAGUCUUUCUCUCUAGUCUCGCUUCUGUCUCUCCCCUCCAUCUCCCUCUCUGUCUCCUCACAUCCUCCCGCUAUGAUGCUGAGGAGAGACCGUCUGCUCCUGUCUGUGACCCUCACAGCCAUCUUCACUGCUGACCUCUACUUCGUCCUGCUCCCCAAGCUCCGCCACAGACAACCAGGACCAGAUGAUGGAGGCUGCAUUUGUCCCUCCUCCAGGGGGACUAACUUCACCCUUGCUGGGUACAGCGGCCUCACCACCCCCUGGCCCUCCAACACCACCUCCAUGGACCUCCAGGGGAUGGGGGUCAGAGCUACGGACAACCUUACAGAGUUGGGCUCGAAGCUGGAGAGGCUGUUUGCUCAACCCCUGUAUAACAUCCAGACACCGGAGCUGGUGCUAGAAGAGAGGCUGUUACAGUCUGAAGAGGUAAUGGGGUAUUACAGGAGGAAGGUCUCGCGCUGGGAGAGGCAUAUGAAGCUGUACAGCGAGGCAGCAACGUUGCUGGAACACCAAGCGACCUUUGACCCUGAGGCCAGCUGGCUGAAGUUCCACCUGGGCAUUAAUCGCUACGCUCUGUAUGCCCGCGAGGACCCCACAAUCACCCGCCUGCUGAAGGACAUGCAGUCCAACGCCGUCAUCAGCGCAGAUUACACUCAAGACGAAAAGGCCCUCAAAGGAGCGUGUGACUGUACCCGGGUGGUAAAGCCCAGUGGAUACCACCUCAAGCUGGCCCUGAAGAUGCAGAACUAUGGCAAGGCCAUGUUCAAACCCAUGAGACAGCAGAGAGACCAGGAGACUCCUGAUGAUUUGUUCUACUUCGUCGACUUCCAGAGACACAAUGCUGAGAUUGCUGCCUUUCACCUGGACAGAAUCCUGGACUUCCGGAGGGUACCGCCGGUGGUGGGCAGGCUGGUGAAUUUGACGGGGGAGAUUCUCCUGACCACUCACAAUGAGGACCUAAGGAGUGUGUUCUUUACCUCUCCAGCGAACAACACGUGUUUCUUUGCUAAGUGUCUGUACGUGUGUAAGACGGAGUAUGCAGUGUGUGGGAGCCCUGACCUGCUGGAGGGCUCCAUGUCAGCCUACCUCCCCGGUCUCAGCAUCGCCCCUCGUAUCUCCAUCCCCAACCCGUGGAUACGAUCAUACACCUUCACUGGCAGGGAGGAGUGGGAGGUGAACCCCUUGUACUGUGACACCAUAAAGCAGCUGUAUCCCUACAACUCAGGGAACCGACUGCUCAACAUCAUAGACAUGGCCAUCUUUGACUUCCUUAUUGGUAACAUGGACAGGCACCAUUAUGAGAUCUUCACCAAGUUUGGCGAUGAAGGUUUUCUUCUUCACUUUGACAACGCCAGAGGGUUUGGGAAGCAUUCUCAAGAUGAGAUGUCCAUACUGGCUCCACUGUCACAGUGCUGCAUUAUAAAGCGUUCCACGUUAAUGCGGCUGCAGCUCCUCUCCCAGGACCGCUAUAGGCUCAGUGAUGUGAUGAGGGAGUCCCUGGGAGGAGACGCACUGCAGCCGGUCCUUACUGAGCCCCACCUGCAGGCCCUGGACCGCCGGCUGCAGCGUGUCCUGAAGACAGUCCACAGGUGUGUGCGCAGGCUGGGAGAGGCUCAGGUGAUCACCACAGACUUUGUUGAUACCUCCGUCAUGCCUGAGUCUGUUAAACCAGUGUCUGCGCCCAACAAGGAGAGGUAACUAAGGUUAACAAGGAAUUCAAAAGAAGUGCACUAUAAUAGGGGAAUAGGAUGACAUUUUGGACGUAUCCCCAAGUCCUACAAGGGGAGGUAACAUAAGACCAAGGACAGCCUGAGGACCAUGAUGGCAGGUGACCUCGUCCUGUAAAAGCAGGAACCACAGGGUCUGGUCCCUCUCACCGAGUAAUGCAUUCCGAACUAGUCUUUGAAGUCAAACCUUUGGAAUGAUACGGUCAGCUUUGACAAUAGACAGCAGCACUGCUUUCCUGCACUGUCAAAAUGUCACACAUGGCCUUGGGCUAUGAGGUCACCUGAGGUCACCUUCCACCCUCUCUGGAGAUCCCCUCUGCCUUGCAGUGCAUUGAAAUGGACCUACUGUAUCAGUGCGUCAAAGGAGCCAAAUGACUGUGGAAGAAGCACUGGAUAAUUUAAGAUGAUUUCUGCUUUUUCAUGAUUUCACACCCUUCUUCAGUACUCUGUCAUUUCAAUUUCAUUUCAAUGAUUGCACAUCAGUUCUGUGAAGUAACCUUGUGCCAACAGAUAUUUAAUCAAAUAUACAUUUGUAAAUAAAGGUUAUGAUUUGGGGUGAUCCAUUGAACAAAACUUUAAUACGAAGAAAUGAUGACACUUCAAUACUCCUUACAUUUCUACUGCUUUCUGUUGUGUAACUGUUUUGAUUGAUCUGGAUUCACGUUAGACACACAUAGUGAAAGUUAAAAGGAAAGACAAACUGAGAGAAAGUGCAUGGAUGAAAAAGAAAGUGUGUGUAUGAGGUGUUUCCUCCUACAGGAAAGUGUCACCUAUUAAACCUCCAUUUAAACGGCCCAUGGUUUUUCCAGAUAGCACGUAGACGUCUAAUGCCCGUCUGUCUGUCUCAUCAGGAGGUGUCUGUCUGUCUGUCUUUCUGACUGUCUCAUCAGGUGUCUUUCUGUCUCAUCAGGAGGUGUCUGUCUGUCUGUCUUUCUGACUGUCUCAUCAGGAGGUGUCUGUCUGUCUGUCUGUCUCAUCAGGUGUCUUUCUGUCUCAUCAAGAGGUGUCUGUCUAUUUAAUCAGGUAUCUGUCUGUCUGCCCUUUAAGCACUUUCACAACCAUAACACACCCUGCCAUAAAUACCUCAUCAUCAUCACAGCUACUGUACUGUAUGUGUACAUGCAGCUUAUACUUUGUUCUGACUAGUCUGAAACAAAGUAUUGUCUUCAAACAACAUUCUGUUUGAUGCCAUUUCAUCUCAACACGUCUGGACCUUUUGCUCCGAGCUGUUCUCAUUGUUGUCCUGACUACAAAUCCAAUGCAUCCUGAUGUUUUUGAAGAGGGAGAAUAACCACAACUAUUUUAAAGAGCCUGAGUGAGUGAAAUCACACCAAAUGAAGUUGGGCUUCUGUCCAACAAUGCCGGAGGGAGCUUAUGGAAGACUGUUUUAUAAGGUGUCAGCAGCAAAAACGCUCAGAACAUUUAUUGGUUGUGCAACAGUGACUGAUCUUAAAUGCAUGCAGGAGUGGGUUCUGGGUUUACUAACUUUAUGAGCUCUCCAAUGAAGUGGGUGGCUUUCUUUCAUCCACCGACAGUUAAACAUCUAAUUUCACCAAACACCAAUAGGCUACAGUGGAGUCAUUUUCUCAUGUAUUUUCUUCAUAUGCACUGAACCAAUAAAACAGAAUGUCAAGAGGCCCUCCU
Molecule: messenger RNA, 4563 nt
Organism: Oncorhynchus mykiss (rainbow trout)
Lineage: Eukaryota; Metazoa; Chordata; Actinopteri; Salmoniformes; Salmonidae
Product: FAM20A golgi associated secretory pathway pseudokinase
Biological process (GO): enamel mineralization
Cellular component (GO): Golgi apparatus
Molecular function (GO): protein serine/threonine kinase activator activity
Source: RefSeq, a predicted model, not a curated record